Messenger RNA from Drosophila bipectinata, 498 nucleotides. The record is from RefSeq and is a predicted model, not a curated record. Lineage: Eukaryota; Metazoa; Arthropoda; Insecta; Diptera; Drosophilidae.
AUUAAAAACAAUUUAAUAUCAAAUGCCUCUGAACAUUAUAAUUGGUCCUGCAACAACCGAACUUAAAAUCGAUUGACCCUACGUCACAUACGGAUUACCACAUAUAGAGAGAGGGAGCGACAUUAUGGAGCACCACGGCAGUGGAUUCGUGCCCUCGCCAUGGGCUGCUGUAUUGGGGCACCACUCGAUGACGCCCGACGCCGGCUUUGCUGCCGCUGCUGCAGCGGCGCAUGUCCAGAACCACUCAAUGCACCACCCCAUCCACUCGCAUCAUCAUCACCACUCGCACUCUCACCCACAUCCACACUCGCAUCCGCACCACCACCCGCACUUAGGCGCCGCUGGGGGGAUGCCGAUGGAUCUGCAUGUGCCGCAAGGAUUCCCCUACUACAGAUACCGUGAGGAUGCUUUGUGCUGGGGCGACAGAAAAUCUAUAGAGGAGAUCGGCGCUGCACAGUCCUCGGUGAAUGCGCGGUAAGUGUUAAAGUUACCGUAAAU